Molecule: messenger RNA, 1068 nt
Organism: Grosmannia clavigera kw1407
Lineage: Eukaryota; Fungi; Ascomycota; Sordariomycetes; Ophiostomatales; Ophiostomataceae
Product: NAD dependent epimerase
Exons: 1
Coding region: 1-1068 (355 amino acids)
Molecular function (GO): oxidoreductase activity, acting on the CH-OH group of donors, NAD or NADP as acceptor
Source: RefSeq, a predicted model, not a curated record
AUGACUGACGUCCUUCUCAUCACGGGCGCCAACAGCUAUGUGGCCGGCCACAUGAUCCAGCAGGCCCUAGAGCGUGGCUAUGCGGUGCACGGAACCGUCCGGUCCGAGGCGUCUGGCCAGAAGCUGCUAGCAGUCUUCCCACAGCAUGCGACUGGUGCAGAUGCUAAGCUGACGUACGCUAUUGUGCCAGAUAUGACGGCGGUGGAAAAUUAUGAGACUAGCUUUCGCAAUGCCGACAUCACGGGCGUCAUCCACACGGCCUCGCCCUUCAGGCUGGACGUGGAGGACAACGCCAAGGACCUGCUGGAGCCGGCACGCGACGGUGCCGUGGCCAUACUUGAGGCAGUGCGGCAGUACGGAAACGGCAAGGUGCGCAGCGUGAUCAGCGUGUCGUCGUUUGCGUCUGUCGUCGACAUGAGCUACGGCCUGCGGCCGGGUUACCACUACACCGAAGCGGACUGGAACCCGAUGAGCUGGGACGCGGCCAAAACGACCGAUGUCGUUUCGGCGUACUGCGCGUCCAAGGCUCUAGCUGAGAAGGCCCAAUGGGCCUGGCAGAAGGAGCACGCCGGGCAGCCGGGUGCCGAUUUUGCGCUGACGACGAUGACUCCGCCCUGGGUCUUUGGACCCUACGUCAACCUGGCCGGUAUGGGAAUCAAGAAGCCGGGGCAGCUCAACGAGUCCAUGAAGCUGCUGGCCCACCUCGUCGAUGGCUCGCUGGCCGGAGGCGAGGUCCCGCCCACCGACUUUGCCGGCUUCAUCGAUGUGCGUGACCUAGCUACGGCCGUGCUGCGAGCCUACGAUGGUGCCAAGGCUGCAGAUCCCGCAAUCGUCAACCAGCGAUUCCUCAUCGCCUCCAAGUUUUCCUACCAGACCGCCGCUGACGUCAUACGCGAUUCCUUCCCGGACCUGCGCGAUAACGUCCCUGUGGGCACCCCUGGUGCCGGCCGCACCGAGCCGACGUACAUCUACGACACAUCCAAGGCCAAGGCGGCUCUCGGCAUCAAGUUCACGUCCAUUGAUGACACCGUCCGCGACUCCGUCCGGCAGAUCGCUACGUUGCUGUGA